Bacillus rossius redtenbacheri is the source of this 1632-nucleotide messenger RNA. RefSeq names its product eukaryotic translation initiation factor 2 subunit 3 (gene eIF2gamma). Gene Ontology annotation, cellular component: cytosol; eukaryotic translation initiation factor 2 complex. Gene Ontology annotation, molecular function: tRNA binding; GTP binding; translation initiation factor activity. NCBI's taxonomy places the organism in Eukaryota, Metazoa, Arthropoda, Insecta, Phasmatodea, Bacillidae. The record is from RefSeq and is a predicted model, not a curated record. The transcript has 10 exons. Gene Ontology annotation, biological process: formation of translation preinitiation complex. The coding region runs from base 118 to 1524 and encodes 468 amino acids.
AUUCUCUCAAAUGACGUAAGUAAUAUUUAGCGGUUGUUGACUGUCUUUGGUUUCUUGUUCUCGUUUGUUUGAAUUCUUCCUGUUUCCUGAAGAAUUUGUUGUAUAUGGCUUAGCCAAAUGGCGGGACAAGGAGUAAAUCAACCUAAUUUGUGCCAACAAGAUUUAUCGGAACUUGAUGUAACAAAACUCACAGCCCUGUCUCCUGAAGUUAUCAGUCGACAAGCAACUAUCAAUAUAGGUACAAUUGGCCAUGUGGCCCACGGAAAAUCUACAGUUGUGAAGGCCAUCUCCGGAGUGCAGACAGUGCGUUUCAAGAAUGAACUGGAACGAAAUAUCACCAUCAAGCUAGGCUACGCCAAUGCCAAGAUCUACAAGUGCGACAACGACAAGUGCCCGCGGCCCGCCAGCUACAUCUCCGGGGGCUCGUCCAAGGACGACUCGUUCCCCUGCCUGCGCCCGAACUGCAGCGGUCGCUUCCGCCUGGUGCGCCACGUGUCCUUCGUGGACUGCCCCGGCCACGACAUCCUCAUGGCCACCAUGCUGAACGGAGCGGCCGUCAUGGACGCUGCGUUGCUGCUCAUCGCGGGCAACGAGUCGUGUCCGCAGCCGCAGACAUCGGAGCACCUGGCGGCCAUCGAGAUCAUGAAGCUGAAGCACAUCCUGAUCCUGCAGAACAAGAUAGACCUGGUGAAGGAGGGCCAGGCCAAGGAACAGCACGAGCAGAUCCUCAAGUUUGUGCAAGGUACAGUAGCGGAGGGUGCCCCAGUGAUCCCCAUCUCGGCCCAGCUCAAGUACAACAUAGAGGUGCUUUGCGAGUACGUGACCAAGAAGAUACCCGUGCCGGUGCGAGACUUCGCUUCCUUGCCCCGCCUCAUCGUCAUCCGCUCCUUCGAUGUGAACAAGCCUGGCUGCGAGGUCGACGACCUGAAAGGGGGGGUGGCGGGCGGCAGCAUUCUUCGCGGUGUGCUCAAGGUUGGCAUGCAGAUAGAGGUGCGGCCAGGGCUGGUCUCCAAGGACAGCGACGGCAAGCUGGCUUGUCGCCCUAUUUUCUCCCGCAUAGUAUCCCUGUUUGCCGAGCAGAAUGAACUACAGUUUGCUGUACCAGGAGGACUCAUUGGUGUGGGCACCAAGAUUGAGCCGACGCUGUGUCGUGCGGACAGGCUGGUGGGACAGAUGUUGGGAGCCGUGGGUGCACUCCCUGACAUCUUCACGGAGCUGGAGAUAUCCUACUACCUGCUCAAGAGGCUGCUAGGUGUCCGCACCGAGGGUGACAAGAAAGGGGCCAAGGUGCAGAAGCUGUCCAAGAACGAGGUGCUUCUAGUGAACAUAGGGUCGUUGUCGACGGGCGGCCGUGUGCUCGCGACCAAGGCUGAUCUGGCCAAGAUCAGCCUCACCAAUCCCGUUUGCACAGAAAUUGGCGAGAAGAUUGCCCUCAGCCGUCGCGUUGAGAAGCACUGGAGGCUCAUUGGCUGGGGACAGAUCCGCGGAGGGGAGACCAUUGAGCCCAUAGUCGACAACAAGUAAGGCGCAAAACUCCGACUGCAAGUGACUGGUGUAUAUAGCAGCCAGACGUGUGAAGAUGCAGCACAGUGUUUUGUGUUGGUUUCUCAAUAAUAACUGGUUUGUGCAGAG